Messenger RNA from Saccharomycopsis crataegensis, 243 nucleotides. RefSeq lists its product as uncharacterized. Lineage: Eukaryota; Fungi; Ascomycota; Saccharomycetes; Ascoideales; Saccharomycopsidaceae. The record is from RefSeq and is a predicted model, not a curated record. The transcript has a single exon. The coding region runs from base 1 to 243 and encodes 80 amino acids.
AUGUUGCUGGUCCAAAAACUCUUAGCCAUCUUUGUUUUCUUGCAAGCAGUACUCGCAUUGUAUGUGCCUCCAAAUCAACCCUCACAAACUUUCCCGAUUUUGGUUCUUGAACAAACUCCUAUUGCCACACCUUCACCCACUGCCAAUUCCAAAAAAAUCCCUUCCCAGCCCACUGGUCUCCUUUUGAAUGUCCAAGACCAGAGGGUCAAGGCAAUUAGAUUCGAAUACACCCAGUCGAUCUAA